Messenger RNA from Antechinus flavipes (yellow-footed antechinus), 2842 nucleotides. It is a transcript of the gene FRAT1, whose product is annotated as FRAT regulator of WNT signaling pathway 1. Gene Ontology annotation, cellular component: cytoplasm. NCBI's taxonomy places the organism in Eukaryota, Metazoa, Chordata, Mammalia, Dasyuromorphia, Dasyuridae. The coding region runs from base 85 to 1005 and encodes 306 amino acids. The record is from RefSeq and is a predicted model, not a curated record. The transcript has a single exon.
GCCGCCGGAGCCCGUCAGGGAGUGAGGAGGGACGGCCCCAGCGGCGGCGGCGGAGCUCCAGAGUCCGAGCUGCGGACCGAGGCCAUGCCGUGCCGGAGGGAGGAGGAGGACGAGGACGACGAGGCGGCGGCGGCGGCUGGAGAGGAGGACGACGAGGGGGAGGGGGAGGAAGAGGAGAGCUUCCUCGUGCUGCAGCAGUCGGUGACUGUUGGGGGCUCGGGGGACGUGGACAGGCUGGUGGCCCAGAUCGGAGAGGCACUGCAGUUGGACCCGGCGCACGGGAGCCGGCCCGCCCACCGGGGAUCCCUGACGCGCAAGCAGCCGCAGCCGCCGCCGCCGCCGCAGCCUCUCCAGCCCCCAGUCCUGCAGUUGCUGCUGCCUCCGGGACCGGCUCCGGCGUCCCUGCAGCCGUCGGGACCGCUGCAGUGCCCUGGGAACGGGGCCGGCGCUGCCCUGUCCUGGGCGAGCGACGUGGGCGCCGUCGCGCCCCUUCCGUCGCGCGUGCCGUCGAGUCCCUGCGUCCCAGGGGGGGCACCGGGCCGGAGCAGCACCUCUGCCCCGCACAUCUGCAAGCGGGGCUUCCCGCAGCCGCUGGCGGGCCCGUGCCGGCGCACUUGGCUUCGAGGCGCCGCGGCCUCCCGCCGCCUGCAGCAGCAGCACCACCACCAGCACCCCCAAUACCGGUAUCGAGGGCAGCCGGGACUCCGGGCCGGAGAGGAUGACCCCCACCAGCUUCUGCAGCAGCUUGUCCUCUCGGGGAACCUCAUCAAAGAAGCCGUGAGGCGGCUCCAUUCCCGUCGACCCAGGCUGUAUCUUGGGGCUAGGGCCCCUUUGCCCCAGGAGCCUCCUCCCCCUCCUCCUUUGCCCCUGGCUGUACAGGAGGAUGAGGCAGAAGGGACUCUAUCUCCCUGCAGUCCUCGACGACCAACCUGCUCCAACCCGGAGGGCCUCCGAAGCCAGCUACUGCACAGACUCGCAGAUGGCAUCUUGGUCCCAGGCAGCUAGUGAGCUCAGCAGGUUAAGGGGCAAGAAGAGGGAUGGCUGAGAGCCUGAAAGCCCAAGCCCCGGGGACUGAUAUAAAUGAACUUGGACUGGGGAACAGGGGUUUCAAGGCAAAGGGAACGGGUACUUUUUUCAAGGUUAUAGGGGGUGAUGAAGGGUGAUGUAGAAUAGAACUAUAGUCUGGGAGGUUUGUGGGGGAGUGCUUAGCAAACUAAGGCCUCAUUGGGCUGAGAAUUAGAGCCCCUAGGUCUAAUUAGGAUGAAUAUAUCCUAUUUAUAGACAGACUACACUACUGACCCAAGAGCAUCAGCAGAAGAUACUCUUAACAUUAGUGGUGCUGACUUGCACAGAGCCAUCCACAUAGCACGUUUGCCUGGUUGCCAUGUGACCAACAGCAUACCUUCUGCAAGACUCCUUAUCUGGACACCUCUAUGGGUGCCUUUGGAACAGAGCUGUUUUUUUCUUCUGUGCAAUAUUAACUGGUCUUUUAAGAGGAAUUACACCUUCCAUCUUGGCCUCCUUAGCAUAUGUUCUAUUCCACAGGAGCUAACCAUUAGGGAUGAACUCAGAAUGGAGAAUUAUUCCAGUUACCUGCUUUGACUUGACCCAGUUUGUUUUCACUACUGGUAGCUUUCUUUGACUCAUUGGGGGUGGGAGGGGGGGAGUGGGAAGGGAGAGGAGGGUUUAAGAGCAACAAGAAGAAACAAGGUGUCUUAACCUGACUUGAAAACUUGAUAGCAUUUUCCAAGUUAUAUUUGGUUCUCUGAAUUGUGGAUUUUUACUGCAUGAAUACAAUCCUAUAAAAUGUAAAUGUGAGGAAAAAGAAAAUGAGUAAAAGCUUGGGUGGGGUGGCCUGAAGCAGAUUGCCUGCCAACCUCCUUCUUUUACUCUUUGCUUUGCAGCAGCCUGAUGUUUCUAAGGCUAGCUCACAUUAGGUCGUGGUAGGGAAUGAAAAGGAGAAAGGAUUUGUUUGUAGGGAAGGAAGAAUUCGAGUUUCCACAUCUGUCUGUCUAGAGUAGUUUUUGAAAAUCUUCCUUUUCAAUCUGUUCUGAAGAUCCUGGUUUUCCACACAUGGUGCUGUGGUUCUCUGGGUAAGGGAGUAACUGUAUGUACUGCACCUCCUCCAAGGGAGCCCUGUGUUUUGAAACUGCUAAGAGUCUCCUGAGGACAUGCACCUUCUGCUUGUAGCUACUAGUUGGGAGGGAGACCUGUGUGCUGUACAUGUGUUCAUGUACACGUGUGUGCACAUGUCCACAGACUUCUGAAUUGACACUGCUCCCACUUUUGCUGCUCCUUUCUUUUUUGGCCAGAUAGUGGAAUGUCUUAUAACCUGUCACAAUACUGACAGUUAUUAAGAUUUCCUUUCUCUCUAGGACAUUCUUCUUGUUUAUAUUUUCAGGCCAUUUAGUAGAGGUCCCAGUAUACUAAGAAAGAGGCCCAUUUGAGUGUGUUUGUCUUUGAGGCUAUUUGUGAUGUCUCCUGCAGCUCCCCCGAAUGAAUGGGGUUUGUUUCUCUUGUCUCCUUCCCAUCCCUCACUUUUUUGAGUGAACCCAGUAUUUUGAAAAUGUGAUGCUCUGCAUAGAAAAACCUGCAAGCCUUUUCUUUUAAGAUGGCUCAAAUAUUUGUUUUUUUGUUAUUUGAAGUUUCAAUGGCUUGGUCAUCAUCCAGAUGUGGCUAUUGAUGUGUGUGGAUGUGUGCUUUGUGUGAACAUCACCUACACACUCAUCCUUACACACAUACACUUCGCAGCGGAGUGUUUGAAAUUGUGGUGGUCCUGAUUUAUAGGAUUCUAUCUUUACUGAAGUGAUCUCUGUGUUCAAUAAAGUUGUUUUUUGUUUUC